Acanthamoeba castellanii str. Neff is the source of this 3219-nucleotide messenger RNA. Its product is annotated as FERM central domain containing protein. The transcript is spliced from 15 exons. The record is from RefSeq and is a predicted model, not a curated record. Lineage: Eukaryota; Discosea; Longamoebia; Acanthamoebidae. Gene Ontology annotation, molecular function: small GTPase binding; GTPase activator activity. Bases 1 to 3219 code for a protein of 1072 amino acids. Gene Ontology annotation, cellular component: cytoskeleton; perinuclear region of cytoplasm; nucleus. Gene Ontology annotation, biological process: nucleocytoplasmic transport; activation of GTPase activity.
AUGCUCAUUCGGCAGCAGCAGGAGCUCAUCCAGGAGCAGAGCAGACAGAUCGAACAGCUCAAGCAGCUCCAGCAUCAUCAAGAGGUGCCAAGGCCGAUGUCGCCGGGCAGGUCGACAACGGCCGUGGUCCACGCGCUGGACGACAUCAUGGACGACCUGAGCCAGCUCAUCGCGGCCGACACCAAGGCCCUGCCCGACACGAUCCUCGACGACCUGCAGAACCUGGAGCUCCGCCCGUUGACGACGGCGACUGCCCUGCAUCAGCAGCAGCGGCGGCCGACGUCGCCGCCGCUGCCGGUCGUGGCCCCCAUGGGGACAGUCCCGACCCGCGCUCGGCCCGUGUCGUCGUACCACCCGCGGGCCAGCGCGAUCACCUCCCCGCCGGCCGUGCAGGCCAUCGGCGCCCCGCCUGGGCGCGCCUCUCCGGGCAUGGCCCACACAGAAAGCGGACCAGACCAAGAGCAGCAGCAGCAGCAGCAGCAGCAGCAGCAGCACUGGACCGGCGCCCUUUUCGGCGCGCAGGCCCACUACGACGCACCGCCGACCAAGACACCGCUGGUACCGCGCGAGGUCAAGGCCCACGAGGGCGCCGCGCUGUCGCUCACCAUGGGCCUGGUGGACGGAUCCACCAAGAAGAUCAUCGUCUCCGACAACUUCACCGUUCAAGACGUGCUCAUUGCCUACGCGAGCAAGCUGGGCCUCUGGCAAGUUGAUUUCUUCAGCCUCGCCGAGUCUCGACCCGGCAAGUCGGAUCGGUGGCUGCACCCAGCGGUCCAGGUGGGCCGCUAUGGCAUCCAGGAGACGAGCAGGCUCGUGCUGAAGAUCAAGUUCUUCAAGCGGCCUCGGUACCUGGUGGACCCGGUCGCGCUGCGUCUGUUCUACCUCCAGAUACAGACCAACGUCGUCGCCGGCGCCUACCCGUGUACCGAGCGCCUGGCCAUCACCCUCGCCGCGCACCAGCUGCAAAUCCAAGAGGGCGACCACCAGCCGCAGAAGCACAAGCCCGGCUGGUUCGGCGGAGUGGACAACCUGCAGAAGUUCGUGCCGCCGGAAGUGACCCUCAAAUAUCCCGUGGACUACAUCGAGGAGCGCAUCUUCCGCUUGCACGCCAAGCUGAUCGGCAAGACCAACCAUGAGGAGCUGUUCAGGGAGUACAUUGAUUUGGCGGCGGCCAUUCCCACGUUCGGCAUCAACCUGUACAACGUGUUCGAUGGCGAGUUCGAGAAGGGCGGCGUGAAGCGGAGGCUGGGUAUCGGCGAAGACGGCAUCAUGCUCACCCGCCGCGCCGAGAAGGGAGCGUACGACUUCUAUCCGUGGACUAGCAUGGGCGGCUGGCUCAAGGCCAGCGACACCGUCUUUCAAGUGAGAGUUGUCGGCCAACCGAUAUUUGCGUUCCACGCGCCGGCCGACUGCGUGUUUGACAUUCUGGAGCUGAUGACGGGCUACUACCUGAUGGCGUUCCACUCCGACCCGGCCGUGCCGGACUUCCCCAUUCCCUACGAGCCCGACUGCCUGCCCCACCCGCGCCUCUUCCUGCCCUACAAGCCGCGCAACCUCCAGAACGCCUACACCCGCAGCUGCCUCGAAAUCCUCAAGCACACCUACGAAGCCGUGUACGCGUUCCACCCCACCACCGACGAUUUCACAUUCCUCAGCAUGGCUAGCAUUCCUAAGGCUCACAUUACUCAACACAUUACUUACAUUCCGCGUUUGCAACUGGAAUGCAAUGGAACGAACAGGUGCAAGGAGUACACGGUGCGGCCGGUGGAGGCCUUCAUGCUGCAGAUGGACGAGACGCUGGACCAGAGCGGCGGCGUGCUCACCAAGAUCGUGAUGCGGCACUGCGACGUGGGCGAGUUCCAGUUCAAGGCGCUGCUCAAGGGUCUCGAGGCCGCGGCCGCCCAGGCCGUCCACGCCCACAACAACAUUCUCAUCCAGGAGCUCGACCUCUCCUCCAACCAGAAUGCGAUCACGGCGCGGCAUGCGCAGUACAUAGGGCAGUUGCUGGGGGCCUGCCCGGUGCUGCGCGUGCUCAACCUGAACGACUGUCGCCUGGGCACCCAGGGCGCCGUCGACCUCGCGGCCGUGCUCACGUCGAACCUCACCCUGCACGAGCUGCACGUCGCCAGCAACCAGAUCAACGACCGGGGCACGGCGGCGCUGGUCAAGGCCCUCAAGGGCAACCAGGCGCUGCACGCCUUCAACUUUGCGGACAACGGGCUGUCGGCCGACGGAGCCAAGCUGCUCGGGGACAUGCUCGAGAAGAAUCCGCACGUCACCACGCUUGCCCUGGGCCUCAACAAGUUCGGCGACCUCGGCAUCAACCACCUCUACCACGGCAUCAAGUGCAACACCACAUUGCUGCGUCUCGAUUUGUGCCGCACGGAGUUCACGGCCAAGGCCGGUAAGCACCUGCUACGCAUUCUCACGGAGAAGCCCAACAUCACGUGCGUCAAGCUGGCGCACAACGACAUCGGCCAGACCGGCGGCCAGAUGCUGGGGGCCUACCUCACUUCCGGCUCGCGGCUGACGGUUCUCGACCUCAGCUACACCAACAUCGGCUCCAAGGCGCUCAAAGCCAUUGGGCGCGGGCUGAGGGAGAACAGGUCGGUCACGACGCUCAAACUGUCGGGCAACGAGUUCGACAAGAAGGGCGCGAUGGCUCUGGCCGAGGCCCUCGAGGCCAACCGCACCCUGCAGCACUUGGCCCUCGCCCGGUGCGGCCUUCCCAAGCCGGCGCUUUGGGUGCUGGUCCAGGCGCUCCGGUCCCGGAACACGACGCUGCAGCGCCUGAACCUGAGCCACAACCCUAUGAACGUUGAGGUGGCCAAGGUGAUGGGCGACGUGCUGGCGUACAACACCAGCCUGCAGACGCUCAACCUGACCGGCUGCCUAUCGUCCGACGGCACCAAGGAGAUCGUCACCGGAAUCGGCGUCAACCGCGCUCUCGUCAAGCUGAACCUGAGCGGGUGCCGAAUGACCAAGGUGGUGUGGACCAGCCUGGCGGAUGCCAUUCUCCAGAACCGCACCCUCGAGCGGCUCCUGUGCAAGGACACGGCCUGCGACGCGCGGCUCUUCGAAGAAGUUCUCAACCAUUGGGACUUGCGGAAGCAUCUGCUCCACGUGAAGGUCCUUCACCUGGGCUCCAACAACAUCACGCCGACCGAUCGCCUGCAAGAGCGGAUCCGCAAUUAUCCGGUCACCAUUCUCUUCUCCUGA